AUGCAGCACUCUGUCACCACGCCCGAUAUGCCCAGUGACGUCGACAGGAGCCUAGAGGCCAAGGAGAAGCCUCAAGAAGAAGAACAGCCAGAGGCAGAGGGGGAGAAAACGGAUGACGAUGAUGAGCGAGAGCCGAUGUACGACAACACCGAUUAUGACCACGUACGUUUUGACCCAAUUUGGUAUGGGGACUACCCGGGGGACGAGAUGCCGCUCGAGAUAGCGGAGUACCUUGGGGAGAACCUAGAAUACGCACACGUUCACCAGAUGGUCGGAUCAUCCCGGACGAUCUUCCACAUGUGUGGUCGGCCUGAUGUGGUGCGGAUGAUCGACGAUCCAGCCUAUGUCAUUGACGAUGAAAUUGUGGCUGUCCCAAUCGGAUGUUUCCCCGUCUCCUUUCUUCUCUCGCGCUACCAGGAUGAAGGCAUCUUUCCCUGGGACCAUGUACCCGGACUGGAGAGUGGUGCAGUGAAAAAAUGCUCGAUCCCUGCCUCGGUUACAGAGACGGUGGCAGCGCAAGAGCUUAAGGCCCUUUAUCCUUUCUCACGACCAGUGACUAGUGGUGAGACAAUCAAGGUAGUGCGAGUCCAGCAUAAUCGAAACUUUAACAAAUUUGAGAAGGAUGUGACUGCUCGUUUCGCGGAUGGCCUUCUGCAGCGAAAGGAUACGUUAUUUCGAGGGCUGACCCUGUUGGCUCUCGAGAAAUGCUUGGCCUUCUUCCUCCCCGUUAUAAGGUCAACCAACGCGGACAACGAGUUUGGGCCAGGGAUCUAUACCACGGGGGAUCUGGCCACAGCCAAGGAUUAUGCAGGUAGAGCCGGUGCCAUCAUGGUCUUUAGUACACCUGACGAGCGGCCUCUGAACUGUUGGGAACCCACGGGCGAUGAGUGGAGACGAUUGACCGCGCGGUGGCUUGGCCUAUCAUUGUCCGAUACAGACCUCUCUCCGGCCUAUUAUGAGGCGGAUGUCAUUAAAGGGGCCAUGUCAGCAGAUCAAUCCAAGGGACAGAGGCAGAACCGGUUUUUGACCCCUGGCAACAUCAAGCAGCAAGCUUUUGUCUCGUACCGUGGGUGUGAGAGCUUGAGACGAGAACUGAAGGCCAUCAUCUUCAUCGAGUCGUCUAAAUGA
Aspergillus oryzae RIB40 is the source of this 1128-nucleotide messenger RNA. RefSeq lists its product as uncharacterized. NCBI's taxonomy places the organism in Eukaryota, Fungi, Ascomycota, Eurotiomycetes, Eurotiales, Aspergillaceae. The record is from RefSeq and is a predicted model, not a curated record. The transcript is spliced from 2 exons. Bases 1 to 1128 code for a protein of 375 amino acids.